AAACAACGACAUAUAUUAGCUAGAGUAGAAAAUAAGUUGAUCGGAAAUUAAAAAGGAUAAACAAGUUGUAUAAUUAAGUAAAUUUAUCUAAGUUUUUAAAAUUAGAUGGAGGGAUAAAUCCUUUUUGAGUCUUCUUUGUUUUUUAAGUUUUUCUAUUUUCAAUAACUUGUCACUUGUUGAACAACAGACAUAGUUGUUAGACAACUUUGAGAAUUGCGCAAGUUGUUUAACAAUUAGGUAUAGUUAUUGACCACUAUAUUUAAUUAUUGAACAAUUAGAUAUAGUUAUUCGACAACUACAUCAAGUUGUUUAGACAACUAGUUGUCGAACAACUAUUAAUUGAAAACGUGGGAGGGUCUAUUGAGUCAUUUUUUCUAUUUCAAAGUGAUGGCGUCGCUUUCAUCACUUUCACUAUCAACUUCUUCAUCGGAAAUCUCAAUUUAUCGGAAACUUUCGGUAUUACCGUUAGCUGUCAGUACUUUUCCGACGGUAAGAAAAUCCAAAACACAAAUAAAUUAUGUGGCAUAUGUUCAACCUCAUGAUUACAACAGACUGCAAUGUUCUUCCACAAGGUCUGCGUCUUUUAAUGUGGAAGGAACUGGAAGCACUACUUCACUUGACACUUCCGGGAUGGAGGCUUCCAUAAAGUUGUCUUCGCCUUUGUUUGGGACUCAAUCAUCCAGUAGUGAUGCACCUACUGACGAUUCAGCCACUCUUAGCAUUGCUGUUAUUGGGGCCACGGGUGUACUAGCCAGAACGAAAAUCUUUCCAGCGUUAUUUCAUUUGUAUUACAGUGGUCAACUUCCAGAGAAAUUUGGUAUAUUUGGGUACUCACGGAAAAAAAUGCCUGAAGAAGAUCUAAGAGCCAUAAUAGCACCAACUUUAAGUUGCCGCAUUGAUCACCAAGAAAACUGUGAAGAAAAAAUGGAUGCAUUUCUCAAAAGGACGUUCUAUAUUUAUGGAGGGCUUGAUAACCGAGAAGGAAUGCCAAAGCUCAAUACUCUCAUGGAAGAAGUUGAGGGAAACUUUGGAGCAAACAGAAUAUUUUACCUUUCUGUGCCUCAAGAAGCACUAAUCGACGUAGCAUCCCCUCUUGCUGAAAACGCUCAAACCCAGAGGGGUUGGAAUCGUGUAAUAAUUGAAAAACCCUUUGGUCUGGGCUCAUUCUCAUCUCAUCAACUGACCACGUCACUUCUUUCAUACUUCGCGGAAAAGCAAUUAUACAGGAUAGAUCAUCUUUUGGGGAGGAACACAAUCGAAAAUCUUACGGUUCUAAGGUUCUCUAAUUUGGUAUUUAUGCCAUUAUGGAAUCGAAGUUACAUACACAACAUAAAGGUUACUUUUUCUGAAGAGUUGGGCAUGCAGACCACAGUAAGAUAUCCUAAUGGCUAUGGGAUUUUAGGAGAUGUUGUACACAGUCACAUCUUCCAGACAGUGGCCUUGCUUGCUAUGGAGCCGCCUGUCACCCUUGACGGUGAAGAUGUUCGUUAUGAGAAGGUUAAGGUUUUGAAAUCAAUUCGAAAAUUGGAAUCAUCUGAUGUAAUACUUGGGCAUUGCAAAGCUGAUUCUGGAAGUAACUUAAAGGAUGUGGACAAUCUAAUGCCCACAUAUUUUGGUGCUGUUUUACACAUUGAUAAUGCACGGUGGGACGGUGUACCUUUUCUUAUUAAGGCUGGGAGGGGGCUCAAAAAGAACAGAGUUGAAAUUCGUAUACAAUUUCGUCGUGUUCCUGGAAACCUUUAUCAUAAAGACGGAGGGCAUGUGCAAAAUCUUUCUACUAACGAGCUGAUUCUGCGUGAUGUGCCUGAUGAGGCCAUACUCGUUAGAAUCAAUAAUAAAAUUCCAGGAUUAGGCAUGCACUUGGAGGCUUCCGAAUUGAACUUGCUUUAUAAGGACAAGUACAAUGUUGAGGUAACCGAUUCUUAUGAGCAGCUUCUUCAUGAUGCAAUAGAUGGAGACAACCAUCUAUUCAUGAGAAGCGAUGAGGUUGAAGCUGCGUGGAACAUUUUAUCUCCAGUUUUAAGUGAUUUGGAUAAUAAUAACGAGACUCUUGAACAUUAUGAGUUUGGUAGCAAGGGUCCAGAUAAAGCCGAUAAUCUCUGGGCUAAACAUGGGGUGAAGUGGUUGGAUGAUUAGUGAAUUUUCGAUUACACCAUUACAUACAGUUGUACGUCAUACAAUCACUGAAAUUCCCAGAGAAGGAAAUAGUAGAAAUCCACUCUCUAUAUUUGGUCUUCAUGGUCAUCGAUUGAGAUGGAAUCAGUGUGAAAAAACUGCACACCUGUUACACUACAGAAAAAGCCAUACUUGAGAUUGAUGACGCUAGCCUUUGAAAGUUGGGUUGGAAUUAUUGGCACCACUUGCUUGUUUGUUUUGGAUUUUGUUUACUUGAUGAGGUAAUAUGUCAAGCUGGCAUAGUGACAUAUUACUGAACUAACCAUUUUUGCUGAUUGCCUCCCAUCGUCAGUCCUUUGACGGUGGAUAUUUGUCGUUGUUUAUACCUAAUGUGUCAAGCUGGCACAGUGACAUUAAGUUUUGUUGUUGCUCUAGUCAAAUAAUCAUGUCACUAUAGGGAUUGAUCACUAUUUCGUAGUUGGGGGGUAGAAUAGGACAAGGCUUUCCUAACUUUGAAUGACACCACUAAGGUUGAAUAUAAUGCAUACAUACUCUAAUGAGAAGUUUGCGUGGUGCUGUAUUGAAUUAUUCUACUUAACUAUAAAUACUUUUUAAUGGGAAUCCGAAUUAGUUGGGAUCCAAAAUGGAUAACCGAUUCGGGUGGAAACCCAACGUUUGAAAUCUAUCCAAGGUUCAAAUGAAGCCGUGUUAGUUUUAGACGUGCAACGGUGCAAGGAAUAUUUAUUGCUACGUGGAAUUUGGGACGUAGCUAAUUGGGUUUGUGAAGAAACUUGUUAAAAAGGUUAACACGCAGAGUUAAACAGAAUAAAAGCACCUUUACUGCUUAUUACUAUACCUUAAAGCAAAAGCAAAAGCAAAAUCCAUUCAGAUGCCACCGACCUUUUCCUAGAUCUGCUCUAGAUUUGCUUUUAAGUUCUUUGAUUCUCUAUUUGUUAGUGAUUUGGUAUUCAACUCUUUGACUCGGAAUAACAUAAACAUGGCCAUUUUUGUGUAAAUUGGAAUCAUAAUAUGACAUGACUUGUCAAAAAUUAUUUUAGGAUUUAUGAUCAAACGCUAUCUUAGGACGGCUUGAGAAGGGCCAAAAAAAAAAAAAAAACACAAAAAAGGUGACAUAUCACAUGUGACGAUAUGGGCGUAGCAUAUAAUCUGGUCGGUCAUUGACAUAAUGGCUGUCGCAGAGAAUGAUGCAACCACUACAUUUUUUUUCGCUCUCUCUCAAAAUCACAUUGUAAAUUACAUAUCUAACCAUGGCCGGAAUUUCUUUUUUUUUUAAUCCCUUUCUAAAAGUUCUCUCGCAUUCUUUUGCUUUCCAAAUAACUUGAAUCAUAACCUUAGGGUUAAAGAUGAGAGAUGCUUACCCUUUGAGCAACUUUCUUUUGUCAAAUACUUUUUUUUUUUUACUUUCAAAUUAGGUCAUUAUAAAAUGUAACAUGAGGAGAAUGAAUUAUUGUGAUAAAAUACGUUUCUACCGUUAGACAAUUAUACUUUAUCAGUAAAAGUGGAUGGAUGGAGCGCAAUUUAUGUAUUUUUUGAGCAUUGCUUUUACAGCAUGAAUUCCAAGAAGUCAAUUUAAAUAUGAGUCGUUCAAAAAUGAUCAGCACCUUAUUUCUAUCAUCUCUCUAUUUUUGGAUCUUUUUUUUUCCCCUAUUAUCUAAAUUAAAAGAGCGUUCAAAUUUUUCAAUGUUAGGUACGUAUUUGGGAACUGUAACUUGUAAAAUAUUUCUCUUAUUUCCAAACGUAUAAUUUCUGCUUCAUUUUAUGGUGUUGUUCUUUUUUAUUUAUUUUUUAAUUGGAAUGAUCUCCUACUAGUUACAUUCUGAAUAGGAAAAAAUGAGUCUAAAAAUCUCUUAUAUUUUUCUUAAUAGUAAAUCAUUUUAUUACUUUUACGAACUUAUAUAAUAAAAGCUCAUAACGUUAAAAGAAUAUUUUCCGUAGGCUAUGAAAUCGAACUCCCCUUUGGAAGACCACCAUAUACGAUACCUAUGAAAAGGGAAAAGAAAAAAGUUAUUCAAUCAGUACCUACAAAAGGUAAUGCAGAUUACUGUGACGCCUAUGAUGAAGGGGACGAAUGAAGGUGGAUUAAAGAAUAUGCUGCUGAAGAAGAAAAUUUUACGUAAAGAAGAAUAAAGUGUGUUAUGUAAAGAUAGCAUAAGUUCACAUGACAUACAUAUUUUUAGAUUUGAUGACUGUCUAACUCAUAGGGUGAAAUCGCAACAUAUAUUAAGUUAAAAGCGAACAAUAUAUGUUGUGUCAUGGUCUAAAUUGUGACUGUCGGGAUGUAUAUUGAGUCGGAUCCAUAAUAAGAGAUGCUAAUUAGACCUGUUAACCCAUUAGUUUGUCCUUCUAAACCCCACCGUAUAAUAUAUAAUUGCAUCAUUAUAAGUGUUGGAUUAAUGAAGAUUUUCCACAAUAGUUUACAUUUUCUUUAGGGUAUCUAGGUUGUUAACAAAGGAAGUUCAUCCGCUUUGUGAGCAUUUUCAAUAACCAGUGACACGAGUCGUGGUUUGUGUCCACUUCCGCUUCCACCGUGGGGAAACUGAAAGUCCCCUAAGCUAGUAUUUUGCGAUUGAAAUACUACACUAACAAUGACUAAAUAGUUCCUCCGUCCUAAUUUAUAUUAUAUCUUUCGCUUUCUGAUCAGAUUCAAUAUGUUUGAAGCUAAACUGGAUUACAUCAACCUAAUAUUUUAAAAUUAAAACUUACAUAUUCAAGAACUUCAUGAAAAGUACCAUAAGUUGCAAAAUUUUCUCAUAUUAAUAUAUGAAAAACAAGAAAUUUACGUAAUUUAAUCUCGAAAAACUAAUUUACGUAAUUUAAUCUCGAAAAACUAUAAAUUUUGGCUGGUUGUGGAGCUAUCCUUGGACUAGGGGUUGAUUCCAACCCGCUUUGGUGAAAAAUCAUGUUAUAUAUAUAUAUAUAUAGUAGAUGCUGAAUUCCUUAGCUUAUGAACCCUCAAAAUCCUAGCUACGCAACUGAGUGGGGUGGGGAGUUGGUUGGGAGAGUAGUUUAUUAAUAGGUGGGGAAAACCUUAUCUUUCCAUAUUUGUUGCCUUGACCCCAUCUAUCAAUAUUUCUCUUUUUUCACAUUAAGUCAUGGAUAGAGAGAGAAGGAAGAGGAAGAAUUUGGAGAAUGAGAGAUUAGAAAAAGAACAAGAAGAUGAUGAUGAUGAAGAAGAAGAAAAUGAAGAGGAGAAAAUAGAGAAGUUUUUUGCACUUAUUAGGAGCACUAAAGACAUACGUGAUCGUUUGUUAGCAAGAAAUCAUAUUGCAAACAAAUCAUCUAUGAUUUUGGAAGACAUUAAUAACAAGGCAUCACCUCAUAUUAACAAGCCUGCAGCAGCUAUUGGAAUUUGUGGUAAUCAACGAGAUAACAUGGAAAUGGAUGCUGGUCCUUCUACUUCUAACUCCAAUAAACAACGACAAAAACAAGAAGAUGAUGAAAGAGGAGAAGGAAAAAGUUUAGGAAGAAGAGAAGAUUCUAAUGAAGAAGGAAAAAAACAUAUUAUGUUGGACCUCAAUCUUUCCUUGUAAGGUAGCAAUUUUAUUUAGUUUAAUCUUGUGAUAUCUAAAAUUUACCGAUCCGAUCAAUUUAAAUUCGUGUCAUGUAGGACCCUUUUAAUAAUUAGCUCUUUCGACCAAAAAAAAUGAGUCCUUAUUAAUAAUGUAGUUAUGAUAUGUAGAAAAUUUUUAUUUUUCAGUCAUCAAUGAUUAGUGCACCUUCUUCUUUUC
This is a messenger RNA of Capsicum annuum, 5864 nucleotides long. Its product is annotated as inactive glucose-6-phosphate 1-dehydrogenase 4, chloroplastic. Gene Ontology annotation, biological process: glucose metabolic process. The coding region runs from base 388 to 2136 and encodes 582 amino acids. The transcript is spliced from 11 exons. The record is from RefSeq and is a predicted model, not a curated record. NCBI's taxonomy places the organism in Eukaryota, Viridiplantae, Streptophyta, Magnoliopsida, Solanales, Solanaceae. Gene Ontology annotation, molecular function: glucose-6-phosphate dehydrogenase activity; NADP binding.